AUGGAAGCUGUUGUAGCCGCAAAACCGGUGAUCAAAGUGGCUUCACUUUGUGAGUCUUUAAGGAAAGGCUCUUUUAACAGAGGCUUAAUUCAAACCGCUUUGGAGAUUACUAAGGAGUCCAUUAAUGGGAUUCAGAUGGAAUACAUCGACAUUUCAAGGACACCUCUGAAGAAUGCAAUUGACUGUGCUUCAAGACUACCAAACGUAUGGGGAGAUAAAGCGGCUGCCAUCAUAAGCGCCGGAGGAGGCUUCGGUGGUGCUCGGUCGCAUUAUCAUCUUCGACAAAUUGGGAUUUAUCUCGAUCUCCAUUUCAUCAAUAAGCCCGAGUUUUACUUGAACACGUUUCAGCCUCCGGCAAAGUUUGAUAGCGAUGGCAACCUUAUCGAUCCAUCGUCGAAGGAGAAGAUAAAGGAAGUUCUUCUAUCCUUGCAAGCAUUUACCCUGCGACUCCGAGACGAUUACAUUCCGUCCUUUUUCCAUCUUCAAUGUGAGGUUCCAGAGAUGUUUUUCUUUGUUUUGUUGGUCUUCCUCAAAACCCCACAUUGA
Molecule: messenger RNA, 546 nt
Organism: Hibiscus syriacus
Lineage: Eukaryota; Viridiplantae; Streptophyta; Magnoliopsida; Malvales; Malvaceae
Product: NADPH:quinone oxidoreductase-like
Exons: 4
Coding region: 1-546 (181 amino acids)
Cellular component (GO): cytosol
Molecular function (GO): FMN binding; oxidoreductase activity
Source: RefSeq, a predicted model, not a curated record